Messenger RNA from Penicillium paradoxum, 1188 nucleotides. RefSeq lists its product as uncharacterized. The record is from RefSeq and is a predicted model, not a curated record. Gene Ontology annotation, molecular function: FMN binding; oxidoreductase activity. Bases 1 to 1188 code for a protein of 395 amino acids. The transcript has 2 exons. NCBI's taxonomy places the organism in Eukaryota, Fungi, Ascomycota, Eurotiomycetes, Eurotiales, Aspergillaceae.
AUGGCAAGCAAAUCCAUCCCCCAUCUUUCUCUAUGUGUCACUACGACGGACUUUGAGAAGGCGGCAAAGGAUGUUCUCCCGGAGAAGUCGUGGGUCUAUGUGUCAAGCUCAGCUGCCACCGGUCUGUCGCUGAGGACCAACCUCGAUGAUUGGUCGCUGAUCAACUUUCGGCCUCGCAUUUUGAGGAGUGUAGACUCCAUGGACACUCGAAGGGAUAUCUUGGGACACGUCUCUCAAGUCCCUUUCUUCGUGUCCGCCAUGGGUACAUUAGGUAGUUCACACCCCGGUGCUGAACCUUUGCUCGUGAGAGGAGCAACUCGCAAAGGCAUGCAUGCCAUGAUCAGUACCGCAUCUACAAAGCCGCUGGAAGAGAUCAUGGACGCUCAUCGGGACGAGCAACGCUUGCUUGGCUAUCAAAGUCCUUCAAAUUUGUCGUUCCAGUUCUAUGUCCCUGUGGAUCGGACAAAAGCCAAGUCUCUCAUCCAACGAGUCAAAGCAGCCGGAUACCAAAGCCUGUGGGUGACUGUGGACACUUCAACCCUGGGCAAACGGACGGCCGAUCGUUACCUUCAAGCGCAAGAGAACCUUGACGCAGGCUUGGCCGAAAACUCAAGGGAAAUUCACAGUGAGAAUGAGUUUGCCCCGGCAUUCGGGGGUCGGCAGGUUCCCGGCUCAGUAGAUGCUGGUCUCACUUGGGAAGAUUUGGACUGGAUCUCCUCAGAGUGGGGUGGGCCCCUUGUUCUCAAAGGGAUUCAAAGCGUGGAGGACGUGAAACUGGCUGUCCAGCAUGGUGUCCAUGGAGUGCUACUGAGCAACCAUGGUGGCAGACAGAUCCAUUCCGCCCCUAGUUCAUUAAUGACCCUCCUGGAGAUCCGCACCUACUAUCCCGAAGCGUUCGAUAAGCUCCAGGUGUUUGUCGAUGGAGGGCUUCGCGACGGAGCAGAUGUUCUCAAGGCUUUGUGUCUGGGAGCGACCGCGGUUGGAGUGGGCCGGCCCUACUACUAUGCCCUCGCAGCAUACGGGGCUGAAGGAGUGGAAAAAUGCACAGACAUCCUCGCCGAGGAGCUCGAGAUCACCAUGAAGAUGCUUGGAGUAUCUUCGCUUGACCAGCUGACGCCAGAUAUGGUAAAUACCAGCCGACUAGCUAAUGAAAUGUGGCGGCCAACAUUUGGAAACUCAAGGCUUUAA